CCGGCUCAACUGAAUGUUCUGGUGCUGUUGCCAUGGCCUUGAAACCAGUUAAAUAAAAAAGAAAAACAUUGAAAAAAUCGCUAUUAUGGUCAGUUUUAAAUUAUCCAGGUUCAUAUAGACUUGUUUUACAUAGCUACGCUAGGGCGGCGGCUGCCACAUGGUCGUGGUGUAAAAAGGCGGUCUCGCGGGGCAAAAGCGCGGGGUCCUUCGCUGAGGAGCGGGCUUGUGACGAACAGUUACAACAUCAGCCAGUCGACAAAGGUUUUGCUCUUUCUCGAAUUACUCUGAUUUACAACUGCGCCAAUUGCUUUACUGUCGAACCCAUAUCUUUCGCAACACAGAAUCCCUGAGAUGUCAGGCCUUGACGCGGCGGACAUUGCGACCGCCUACGACGAUGUUCGCAACGACAAGAAGGAACUAAACUGGCUCCUCAUCUCGUACGCCGGUGCUACCGGCAACCAGCUGUCUCUCACAUCGACAGGCAAAGGUGGUCUAGCAGAGAUGAAGGAGGCAUUGGACGACUCCCAAGUCCAGUACGGCUAUGUUCGAAUCGAGUACGCCAACGACGCAGAAAGCACCCGCGUCAAGUUUGCAUUGAUUGUGUGGAUUGGAGAGAACACAAAGGUUAUGCGUAAAGCCAGAGUCAGCGUGGAGAGCGGCGAAGUUAAGCGCGUCCUGUCACACCACAGCGUGGCCAUCACGGCUGGAGAUAAGAGCGAAUUGGACGAAAAGGAGCUUGUAACGCGCCUCCGAAAGGCUGGAGGUGCCGACUACAACGGCGGUCGAGGCUAGCGACUCCGAUUGGGACUAUCAAAGCAUGUAUGAAGCAUUGCACUAGGCGUUUUCUUUCAUCGGCAUUGGGACAGCUCGUCGUGUGUCUUGUGCGCAGCAAGUUCGCACUACCAGAGCAGAUAGGGUAUCAGAUAUAGACCAUAGUUCUAGGAUAUAGGCAGCGUACCAGUCUACAGGGUGGAUCAAAUGGAUGUACUUGGUACAGAGAAUACUCUUGUCGCACUUUAUUGGAAACCCCAUGCGCCGCGUUUGGCCGCGCGCGCCGUGCUUGACCAGGUGCUGUAGAUUCAACAAUCACAUGUGUCUGGAGCAGCAGC
[Torrubiella] hemipterigena is the source of this 1109-nucleotide messenger RNA. The record is from the annotation of a GenBank genome assembly. NCBI's taxonomy places the organism in Eukaryota, Fungi, Ascomycota, Sordariomycetes, Hypocreales, Clavicipitaceae.